Hyposmocoma kahamanoa is the source of this 743-nucleotide messenger RNA. RefSeq lists its product as uncharacterized. The annotation marks the transcript as partial. The transcript is spliced from 3 exons. The record is from RefSeq and is a predicted model, not a curated record. NCBI's taxonomy places the organism in Eukaryota, Metazoa, Arthropoda, Insecta, Lepidoptera, Cosmopterigidae.
UACAACUACUCAAAGCAGGAGGAAAUCCUGUGGAAAAAGUGCUUGUGAAACUUAUCAACAAAAUUCUUCUUGAAGCUCGAAUACCAGAGCAAUGGAUGAAUGCCAUCGUCACCAUCAUCCACAAAAAAGGCGACAUUGCAAAACUUAGCAAUUAUCGGCCGAUUAGCUUGCUCUCUCAGAUUUAUAAACUUUUUACAAAGAUUUUGACCAUCUGGCUUAGCAGUGAACUUGACGAAGCGCAGCCUAUUGAGCAGGCUGGCUUUCGGAGCGGCUUCUCAACCAUCGACUAUAUCCACACGGUAAAUCAGCUGAUGGAGAAUUGUCUCGAAUUCAACCAGUCCCUUGUCAUGGCCUUCGUCGAUUAUGACAAGGCCUUUGACAGUAUCGAACAUUGGGCCGUGUUCCACGCUCUUCAUCGCUGCCAUAUCGAUUCCCGCUACGUGGAUGUGCCCCGGGAACUCUACAGUUCAGGUACCGUUCACUAUGCAGAGCAUCAGCCUAAAGAGAUCUCAAAAAGAAUCCUGCUGGGAUGGGCUGCGUUUAGCAAGUUAGGUGACAUCCUUAAAUCAGGUAAGGUUCCACAGUGUCUGAAGACCCGCUUGUUGAAUCAAUGUGUUCUGCCCACCAUGACGUAUGGUGACGAGACGUGGACGCUCACGCAGGAGACUGUAUACAGGUUGAGAGUUGCACAGAGGGCCAUGGAGCACGCUAUGCUCGGCAUCACCCUUGUGAACAUGCCAUGA